This is a messenger RNA of Cyprinus carpio (common carp), 1490 nucleotides long. RefSeq names its product cofilin-2. Gene Ontology annotation, molecular function: actin filament binding. Lineage: Eukaryota; Metazoa; Chordata; Actinopteri; Cypriniformes; Cyprinidae. Gene Ontology annotation, biological process: actin filament fragmentation; cell motility; actin filament severing. Gene Ontology annotation, cellular component: actin cortical patch; actin cytoskeleton; cytoplasm. The record is from RefSeq and is a predicted model, not a curated record.
AAGCGCGUGACAUGGACGUUCGUUCCCGUCUGCUGCGCGGCCACGCGCAAAAGGGCGCGCCCGAGUGUUGUAUCAAGUGUGCGAGACCGAAGCACUGCAUCACAGCUCAUUCAAUUCCUAUCCAGACGCCGACUAGCAAAGACAAACAACCAUGGCCUCUGGAGUUACAGUGGAUGAGAACGUGUUGACGAUCUUCAAUGACAUGAAGGUCCGCAAGGCUAAUGUCAACGAGGAAGAGAAAAGCAAGAGGAAGAAGGCUGUUCUCUUCUGCCUGAGUGAUGACAAGAAGCAUAUCAUCAUGGAGGAGGGCAGUGAGAUCCUGCAGGGAGAAGAAGGAGAUCCCUACCUUAAGUUUGUCAAGAUGCUUCCUCCUAAUGACUGUCGCUACGCUCUCUACGAUGCCACAUAUGAGACUAAGGAGACCAAGAAAGAGGACCUUGUUUUCAUUUUCUGGGCCCCAGAAAGUGCCCCACUCAAAAGCAAGAUGAUAUACGCCAGCUCCAAGGAUGCCAUCAAGAAGAAGUUCACAGGUAUCAAGCACGAGUGGCAAGUGAACGGUUUAGAAGAUAUCAAGGACCGAAAGACCCUUGCUGAGAAGCUCGGAGGAGCGUCAGUGGUGACUCUCGAGGGCAAGCCUCUAAACGAUUGAGGCUGACACAUUUCAGGGGUUAGCUGUUCAUUCCAACAUGGGAGGGGGGGGCAGAUGGGCCAGAUGUUUGUGGGCCACGGGGUGGAUUAAUGUGGGUGGGGAGGGUUGGGUGAAAGUGACAGUUUCCAAACUCCACACAUGAAGAAAGAUGUAGGCUGUCAUUCCAAUUCACACAUACAAUGAUCAAGAACAAAAACAUAAGAGAAAAAAAAAGAUCUUAAAAGACAAAAACCAAGGAUGAUGAUUAUAAAAACAAAGUAAUAUAACUGUAAAUGUGUACUGGCAGGUUUUCGUUCUUUCUGGGUUCCAUUAGAUUGUUGAAAGGAAAGACUGAGACAGCAGCCGUGACAAUUCAGCUAUACAACAUACUAUGUUCUUAAGAUUUAACUUUUUUUUUUUUUGGGCCAAAAGUCUAGUUAAGUUUAUCUAAGUAUGUGUGUUGGAUGUAGAGGAUGAAGACUAGGUGUAGUACAAAAAUUACUACAAAAUCACACAAAGUUAUCGAACCAUUCUGGGAACACAAUUUACUCUUUCCUUCCCUCUUUUACUUUGAGCUCACAAGUCAUUUUAAUGAUUCCAUUUGAUUUAAAUAUUUCCAAAUGUAAUUCAAAAACUAUGGCACUGGUGUCAAGAAAUUUUACACAUUCCUUCUACCUGUAAAAUCUGGGACCUAGUGGGUGAGCGGUCUGUUGAUGAAUUGGAUUGAGUGGAUUGAUGGACACGUAUUAAGUUUAGAUGGAGCGAUAUAUUUGGUUAGCCUGUGUACAGAGCUUCGAUGGAUAUUGGUCAGUGGAUGUUUUGUAUCGUCUCCUUAUCUCUAAUAAAAAAAAGCACUAAACAA